GUAGCGGUUGGAGGAUCCCUGCUCGGUGCAAAACUAACAAGCGUGCUUUCAGUGUCCGUGUCGUUCGAUUGGAAUUACAUUGCCUCGCUCGGAUCUCCUCUGUGGUACCCGCUGUAUGCGUUGACCAAUUCGUUCAUCGGCUACCUGGGAUGCAUCAUCCUCUUCAUGGGAAUCUACUACGGGAAUGUCUGGAAUUCUCAGAAUUUCCCCUUCCUCUCCCAGCUGUUGUUCACCAACAACUCGAACUCCACGUACUAUGACACCUACAACCAGACGAUGAUCCUGAGCCCGGAUUUUACCGUCGAUGAGGAGGCCCUGAAGCAAUACGGUGUGCCUUGGCUGACUGGAACGUACCUGGCAAACCUCAUCACCACGAACAUGGGCAUCACCGCGACGCUCACGCACAUGUUUCUCUGGAACUUUGAUGACAUCAAUAGACACUCGUAG
Rasamsonia emersonii CBS 393.64 is the source of this 447-nucleotide messenger RNA. RefSeq names its product Peptide transporter MTD1. The annotation marks the transcript as partial. NCBI's taxonomy places the organism in Eukaryota, Fungi, Ascomycota, Eurotiomycetes, Eurotiales, Trichocomaceae. Gene Ontology annotation, biological process: transmembrane transport. The transcript has a single exon. The record is from RefSeq and is a predicted model, not a curated record. Gene Ontology annotation, molecular function: oligopeptide transmembrane transporter activity.